AUGGAUGUGGUGGGGGAAAACGAGGCCCUGCAGCAGUUCUUUGAAGCUCACGGGACCAGUGACAGUCUGGGGAACCCGACGCUGGAUACAAGUCUGCUGGAGGAAUUCUUGGGCAAUGAUUUCGAUCUGGGGGCCUUGCAAGGGCAGCUUCCGGAUACUCCACCUUAUUCUGCAUCAGACUCCUGUUCUCCUCCGCAGAUCAAAGGUGCAUGCUGCCCAGCGGUGAGACCUGCAGCCGGGAGGACUCCAGCUACUUUUCUCCACUCCGCGGCUGCACCUGACUCGCUGCCUGCGCAGCUGCCGCAGAGCUCGCGUGAAAUGAGCAACUCUGCCCGCACCCACAGCGGCGUCCACAACUGCUAUCCAGGCUCCGGUCAUCUUACGACCCCCCCGGACCAUUGCGUGUCCUGCCGUCCGGGGAUAAGCCGUUCUUACCAUCAGCAGCCUCUGUGCCACAGCCCUGGAGCCUCGUUGCCACCAACCAAGAAGAGGAAGAGCACACAGGCACUGGAGGACUCCGGGGACCAUCAAGUGUGGGCCCACCGCUCCAGACCAAUGACAAAUAGGAGUCACAGCAGUGAAGUGCAAGACUACGACGGUGAGGGACAGAACAUGAUGCCUGUGGACCAGUGUUCUCCUACUCUGAAGUGGCAGCCGUAUCAAAGUGUUCCUUGGCACAGUUUGUUAAAUGGUCAUUACGAGAAACUACCCGAUGUCGGUUAUCGAGUUAUCACAGACAAAGGAUUUAAUUUUUCACCAGCAGAUGAAGCUUUUGUUUGCCAAAAGAAAAACCAUUUUCAGAUAACCAUCCAUAUCCAAGUUUGGGGAAGUCCAAAAUUUGUCCAAACCCAAAUGGGCCUAAAGCCAAUAGAAAUGUUUUACUUGAAAGCUUUUGGGGUUAAGGUAGAAGCUACCAGUCAAAUAAUUGCUAUUGAACAAUCCCAAGCAGAUAGAAGCAAAAAGAUUUUCAAUCCUGUUAAAAUCGACCUGCUGGCCGACCAGGUCACCAAAAUUACGUUGGGCCGGUUACACUUCAGCGAAACUACAGCAAAUAACAUGAGGAAGAAGGGAAAACCAAAUCCUGACCAGAGGUACUUCAUGUUGGUGGUUGGACUGUAUGCUGCUAACCAAGACCAGUUCUAUCUAUUGUCUGCCCACAUCUCUGAACGGAUCAUUGUAAGGGCCUCUAACCCUGGGCAGUUUGAAAAUGACAGUGAUGCAUUAUGGCAGCGAGGACAAGUUCCAGAAUCUGUUGUUUGUCAUGGUCGAGUGGGAAUCAAUACAGAUGCGCCGGAUGAGGCCCUGGUCGUCUGUGGCAACAUGAAAGUGAUGGGGACAGUUAUGCAUCCCUCUGACAGCAGGGCAAAGCACAAUAUCCAGGAGGUUGACACAAAUGAGCAGCUGAGACGAAUAGCCCAAAUGAGGAUUGUUGAAUACGACUACAAACCAGAGUUCGCAUCUUCAAUGGGAAUAAACACUGCCCAUCAAACAGGAAUGAUCGCCCAGGAGUUACGAGAGAUCCUGCCCAGAGCUGUAAAAGAGGUCGGUAAUGUCACCUGUGAAAAUGGGGAGACACUGGAGAACUUCCUCAUGGUCGAUAAGGACCAGAUCUUUAUGGAAAAUGUGGGCGCAGUGAAGCAGCUCUGCAAACUAACAAACAACCUUGAAGAAAGAAUAGAAGAGUUAGAAAUAUGGAACAGAAAGCUGGCCAGGCUAAAGCGGCUCAGUAGUUUGAAGUCUUCAGCCAGUGAAGCAAGCUCCAUCAGCAAAUUUAGCAGAGCUGUUAGUGCAUCUUCUCCAAGAAAGGCCAUUCCCAAAAAAACCAACAAGAUUUAUUUUUCAGGAAAAAAACAAUUGUGUCCUAACUGGAUUUUCCAGACCUUGGUUAUAACUCUCAUUGCUGUGAUGGCCUUUUGUGCCUUGACGAUAGUCUCCCUUUACAUCCUUAGCUUAAAAGAUCAAGACCGACAUGCCCCAAAUCUCUCUCUGAGCAACAUCACAAGCUCUCAGGAGCCAGCCCUGCCACCCACAGCCUCCCCCUCAGCACCUAAUACAUCUCUGGCAACCACACAGUCCUCCUUCCGAGUACCAGAAAUCACUUUCUGUGAGAUUCUGCCUUGUCAGGAGACUUACUGCUGCCCCAUCUGGGGAAAGAGAAGAGUCCUCUCAAGUCUUGUGCAAAGGCGUUCCAAGGAGGAAUUCCAUCAGAGGCCGUGGGCAGAAGACAGAAGCAUGUCAUUCCUGGCAAGAGAUGCGCUAACCAGCCCUGACUGGGGGACUGACUGGAUUGACACAACCAUUAGUUCUAUUCAGAUUAUGGAAAUCCAGCAAGUAAUAGAUCAUCGGUAUUGCAAUGGAGACCACCAGUGCGGCUCUGGAAACUACAAUUACAAUAUUCCUGUUAAUAAGCACACACCUGCCAAUGUCAAAUUCUCUCUGGAAAUCAACACAACAGAACCAUUGAUAGUCUUCCAAUGCAAUUUCACCCUUGGAAAUAUAUGUUUCCAUAGUAAAAGGGAAGCCAAAGGGAUACAAAGCCACCAAGAGGUCUCCCAGGAGAUGACACAGGGCUAUCAGCACAUUUGGAGCCUCCCUGUAGCCCCAUUCUUUGACAGCACAUACCACUUCCGUGUAGCUGCACCGGAUUUAGCUGACUGUUCAACGGAUCCUUAUUUUGCUGGGAUAUUCUUUACAGAUUACUUCUUUUACUUCUAUCGGCACUGUGUCUGAUGUAUUCGAAUUUGGUUGAGGACUUCGCCAAGGAAAAAUACUCAAAAAUACGGCGAACAGAAACAUAACCUCUUGCAAUCUCUUUCUUCUCUUUGUAAAACAUUCAAUUUAUUGCCAUAGGGCUUUUCAAGCUUUGGCUUCUGACAGUUUUGAGACGUUAAUGAGGAGAAUAAAGUGUUUGCCGCAACUUGAGAUAGUGUGGUUUUUUAUUUUCCCGUGAUUAUGAAGAAAACUCUUCCUGGAGUAAACAGCACUGUUGGGCUUGAAAAUACUGCUUCUGGUAUUAAGGAAUCUGUGAGGCCAAAGACGCAGGUCAGAGUCUACUUUGUGUUAUGUAUUUCUUACUGUAGCUUUCGAGAAAAACAAAAAGGCCCGUUUCUGCCAACGUGGGCCCACUAAACACAGACUCU
Panthera uncia (snow leopard) is the source of this 3140-nucleotide messenger RNA. RefSeq names its product myelin regulatory factor like (gene MYRFL). The transcript has 25 exons. Gene Ontology annotation, molecular function: DNA-binding transcription factor activity; sequence-specific DNA binding. NCBI's taxonomy places the organism in Eukaryota, Metazoa, Chordata, Mammalia, Carnivora, Felidae. Gene Ontology annotation, cellular component: endoplasmic reticulum membrane; nucleus. Gene Ontology annotation, biological process: positive regulation of DNA-templated transcription; protein autoprocessing. Bases 1 to 2730 code for a protein of 909 amino acids. The record is from RefSeq and is a predicted model, not a curated record.